Messenger RNA from Cyprinus carpio (common carp), 2320 nucleotides. RefSeq lists its product as uncharacterized. Lineage: Eukaryota; Metazoa; Chordata; Actinopteri; Cypriniformes; Cyprinidae. The record is from RefSeq and is a predicted model, not a curated record.
UACAAGAAUAAGACGACGACAACAACGCAACCCAGUAUAUGAGAGACUGAGGUGAAAUGCAACUUUAAAGAUGAUGUUUAUUAAGGAGGAGAGUGAGGACACGUGUGAUCCAGAGCCAUGCACAAUAGAUAAUAAGCACCAAGAAGGCCUCGUGGAAGUGAAAGAGGAAAGUCCAAUUCUGAAUGAAGUGGAGGAGAAGAAUCAGCAUCAUCUCACUGGAGAAAAAUCAUUGACUUGCUCCCAAACUGAAAACAAUUUCUCACAAAGCGGCACUCAAUCAAGAGUCAAAAAGCCUUUCACCUGCUCUCUGUGUGGAAAACAUUGUGCCCAUAAAGGUCACCUUAACGAUCACAUGUUAACUCACACCGGAGAGAAGCCAUUCGCUUGCCCUCAGUGUGGAAGGAGAUUCUCCCGCAGAAGAAAACUUAAUGAUCACAUACUAAUUCACAAUGAAGAGAAGCCUUUCGUCUGUCCUCAGUGUGGAAAGAGGUACAAACGUAACGAACACUUUCAAAUUCACUUACUAGGUCACGAUAGAGGCAAACCCUUCACCUGCUCUCAAUGUGGAAAGAGUUUCAGUUAUAAACGAAGCUUUAAUGAUCACAUCAAAAUUCACACUGGAGAGCGUCUGCACACGUGCCUUCAGUGUGGAAAGAGUUUCCUGAAUAAAGGACACCUUAAGGAACACACAAAAAUCCACAGCGGAGAGCGACCUUUCGCCUGCUCUCAGUGUGGAAAGAGCUUCAUCAGUAAACAGAACGUUACAUCUCACAUGAGAAUUCAUACUGAAGAGAAGCCUUUUAAAUGCCUUCAGUGUGGAAAGGGUUUUGCGUGGGCAAGCUGUCUGAAAACCCAUAUGCGCCACUCUCACUCUGAAGAAAGGGAGUUUACCUGUGAGCACUGCAAUAAAACCUUUGUUUUAGAGUCAUACCUAAAGAGACACUUGAAAAUUCAUCAAAACGAGAAACCUUUUGUCUGUUCGUUUUGCGGGAAAAGUUUUUUAUGGCUUCUGUGUUUUAAAGCACACCAGAAAAUACAUGAGGGUGUGAAAACCCAUGUCUGCUCAGAGUGUGGGAGAGCCUUUACUACAGCCGAUUAUUUGACAAAACACCAAAAAGUCCAUACGGGAGAACGGCCGUACAUGUGCUUAUAUUGUGGAAAGAGUUUCAGUAAGAAAGCAAACCUGGGAGAACAUGUAAGACUGCAUACUGGAGAGAAGCCGUACACCUGCGCUCAGUGUGGAUGCAGCUUCACCUCAGCAAAAGGUUUAAGUUAUCACAGAGAAAAGCAGUGUUCCCAAAGUGUGCCAAAUUCAUGCUCAGUUGAAAUCCAGGUAGUGUCAGAUAUGCCCAAAGAUUGCAUUUCUACCAAAAAAGCAAUUACAUCUACAACAUUUAGUGGCGAAUAAGCUCUCAUUCAAUGUAAAUGGCAGAAGAAAGUUUGUGCAUCUAGUACUUUAUUGUUAAAGAAAACUUAAGGUAAAGAAUGAAAUCAGAAAACCAAGGGAGUGAGAGUGGAGUCUGGAAAACUGUACAUUUUUUAUAAUACAUAAAUGUAAAUGUAGAUGUUAUGUAGCUCCGCCUCAUUGUCUUCUGUCUUCCCACUGCGUGAAGGUAUGGGUCGUACGAAUUUAUGAAUGAACCGCUCGUUUUAAAUUUUUAACAAAUGUCAGUUGACAUCUGCUUCUAACAUUACAAUGCAAGUGAUAACUUCUGUUAACUCUACAAUAAGUACAUCCACUUCAGUUACUUUUCAACAGUGAUGCUGUAGAGCUACUGCAGAAACAGAAGUUCAAAGAAAAAAAUCUAAAGAUGGUUGUGCACUUGUUUCUCUGACACAUAAGGUCUAGAGAUAUAAAAUAUAUUUAGGAAGGGCCAAGCAUAAACAGUAUGCAUGCCUAGAGGAAUACAUUAAAAAACAAGCAUUUUUGUGCUUAAUUUAUUUUAUUUAUUUAUUUUUUUUAAAUAAAUUUUAUUCCAAAGAAAAAUUGUCCUGGUCAAAAAUAUAUACAAACUUUGCUGAUGAUUCAAUCAAAUUCAAAGACCCUGAAUAGAAAAUAAUAUACUAAGCAUUUAAAUUAGAUUCUAAAGCAUUUAAAUAAUAAAAAUAAUGAAACAUGCAAUUUAAAUGCGACUUUCUUUUUGUAUACUUUCAUUUUGUUCCUUUUAACAGUUUUUCUUUUUCUUCUCUUUUGGUGCUACUCUUUCAUGGAAGUAAAUAUAAAAAUUAAUGUAUUUACAAAAUAUGAUUACUCAUACUCUUUGGCAUGUUACACAGAAUUACUCGUGUUUGUAAAUGUUUAAUGUACUGUAAUAAAAAC